ACCCCUCAACACUCUCACAAACCUCUUCCUCCUCCUAUCUUCCCCCUCUUUAGAUUUCAGGCUUAGUUUCUUGCUCUUCUUGUUUUAAGGGCUGAAGCUCUGCUGCUUUUGGGUCUCUCUCUGUUUUCUUGGUUCUCUUGCUUGUGGGUUUUGCUCUUUCUUUUCUUUUGUUUCUGGGUUUGUGCCAAGAACCAUUGAAAAAUCAGACACUAUUUCUGGGGUUUUUUUUUUUAUUCAGAUCUGUGGUUGUUCUGUAGUCAAGAUUUUGUUUGUGUAAAAUCUGGAUGCUGGAGAUCUUGAUCUUAAUGUUUGAGAUUCAUGUUUACAGUUCUUAGUGAAGUCCUCCGGUCAGGGUUUAUGAUCGGAUCAUCUCUCAGACGCAGGACCCACCUUGUUCAAUCCUUCUCUGUUGUUUUUCUCUACUGGUUCUAUGUUUUUUCAUAAAUAACCCUCUCUAUCACUGCAUAUAUAUAAUCAACUAAAAUCAGCUGUUAUAAGGUCAGAUCGGCCUAAAAUCAACCCAAAUUUCCUGGGUUUUAUCAGUUCUUCUUGUUCUUUGUGUUGUAAAUCAAUUAUCCAUGGCAUCUUCUAGUGGGAAUUCAAGCUCAGUCUCCACUGCCCAGCUUCAGAACUCAGGAUCUGAAGAGGAAUUGCAGCAGUUGCAGAUGGACCAGAGAAAAAGGAAGAGAAUGCAAUCAAACCGUGAAUCUGCAAGAAGAUCCAGGAUGAGAAAACAGAAACACUUGGAUGAUUUGAUGACCCAAGUGGGUGAACUGAGGAACGAGAAUAACCAAAUCCUCACCAGCAUCAAUCUCACUACACAACAUUUCCUCAACAUUGAGGCUGAAAACUCCAUUUUCAGAGCUCAAAUGAUGGAAUUAGGCCAGAGACUUGAAUCUCUCAAUGAGAUCCUUCACUUCAUCGACAACACAAGCAGUGGAGUUUUCAAGACGGAUCAUCAUCAUGAUGAUAUCUUCAUGAACAACAACAACAACCCAUCUAAUCUGAUUUAUCUUAACCAACAACCAAUCAUGGCAUCUGCAGAUCAUACCUUCCCAUAUUGAUUGAUCGAUCGAUCAUGAACAGAUCCACCAGGGCUAAAAUAGUCAUUUCACAUCCUUUGUUUCGUUGGGGAUUUAAUGAGUCGGGUAAGAAAAUUAGGGGUUUUCAUUUAUUGUCAUAAUUAUUAAUUAGUAGUACUUUGAGUGGGCCAUGUUAUGUGAUUAUAAAUAGUAAAUUAAGGGGAAAAUGGUGAUUAGUUACUUUAGGAGCUCACUAUGUAAAAUAUGGUGUGUGAAGACUGAAGAGCCCUUAAUGUAUUGUGGUUGCUUGGCAAUAUUUUAUGUAUAAUAUAUAAAUUAAUUUCAUUAGUGGUUUAUAUA
Tripterygium wilfordii is the source of this 1382-nucleotide messenger RNA. Its product is annotated as bZIP transcription factor 44-like. Gene Ontology annotation, molecular function: DNA-binding transcription factor activity; transcription cis-regulatory region binding. Gene Ontology annotation, cellular component: nucleus. The record is from RefSeq and is a predicted model, not a curated record. NCBI's taxonomy places the organism in Eukaryota, Viridiplantae, Streptophyta, Magnoliopsida, Celastrales, Celastraceae. The coding region runs from base 579 to 1064 and encodes 161 amino acids. Gene Ontology annotation, biological process: positive regulation of DNA-templated transcription. The transcript has a single exon.